Molecule: messenger RNA, 2348 nt
Organism: Cimex lectularius (bed bug)
Lineage: Eukaryota; Metazoa; Arthropoda; Insecta; Hemiptera; Cimicidae
Gene: dock
Product: cytoplasmic protein NCK1
Exons: 6
Coding region: 348-1514 (388 amino acids)
Molecular function (GO): protein binding
Source: RefSeq, a predicted model, not a curated record
AUAUCAAUUCAAUAAAUUCAAUGUAUGUAUUGAAUAUCAUUUUGCAUGAGUUAGCAUUAAUUUGCUCAAAAUAAAUCAAUAAAUAGCUAAAGCUGCUCUGCUGAGAAAUGUUUUUCUUUUAAAUUCAGUAAUAAACAACAUCCGAGUAGUUAAACAUGUCAUAAUAACUUGUCCUUGUCGGGACCAACUUUGACAGGUAAAAUUUUUGUUCACUCCUCUUAAGAGUUUUUCACUUGUUAUAUUUCAAGAUUAGAUAAGGUAAGGGAUAAAGAAUAGAUUAAUUGUUUGUGCCGUGAGUUGCAUGGAAGGUUUCCUGUUAAACCUUAAGUGUGCUACUUUUAAUUUUGAUGUGGAAUUUAUUUCUUGUGUGGCUGGGGAAAUCCAGCCAGGAAGAUGGCUGUUACGUCGUUGCAAAGUACGACUACGCUGCACUCGGUCCUGAGGAGUUAGAUUUAAGGAAAAAUGAACGUUACCUUCUUCUCGAUGAUUCCAAACAUUGGUGGAGGGUCCAGAACUCGAGAAAUAAUUCUGGCUACGUUCCGAGCAACUAUGUUAAAAAAGAGAAGCAUUCUUUGAUAGACAGCAUGCUCCCUUUCAGCAUCAAGAGGAAAGUGAAGAAAAGCGGGAGUGGGAGCGGCUCCAAGACGCUUCCGAGCAGCAACAUGUCGUGCAGGGCAAUGGAAUCACCGACAAUGGCCCGUAGGUUGCCUGCAGACCCUUCUGAGGUCAUUGGGAUGGCCACAGUCAAAUAUAAUUACCAGGCACAGCAGCCGGAUGAACUUUCAUUAAUCAAAGGCACAAGGAUACUUAUAUUAGAAAAGAGCAAUGAUGGAUGGUGGCGGGGGCAGAGUGGGAUGACAGCUGGCUGGUUUCCUUCUAACUACACCCAAGAAGAAGCCGAUUCUGAUGAUGCACUUCACACUUACGCCAUGGCUGAGAAUGUACUCGACAUCGUCGUUGCACUUUACUCAUUUUCUUCUACAAACGACCAGGAACUGUCUUUUGACAAAGGUGACAGACUUGAAAUCAUCGACAGGCCACAGGCCGAUCCAGAGUGGUACAAAGCCAGAAACAGCCAUGGCCAGACCGGUCUCAUUCCCAGAAAUUAUGUUCAGGAGUUGAGUGAAUAUUUAACGCAACCCCUUAGAGAGGGAUCAGGAGUUGCAGGCAGUAUUUCUGCAGAGAAACCUCACCUAGUUGGAAAAGAAUGGUAUUAUGGAAACAUCUCCAGAGCACAGUGUGAUGCGAUACUCAAUCAAAGUGGAAAUGAUGGAGACUUUUUGAUCAGGGAUUCUGAAACCAAUAUGGGUGACUAUUCAGUAUCGUUAAAAGCACCAGGGAGAAACAAGCAUUUUCGGGUGCACGUCGAUGGAGCUCUUUACUGUAUAGGUCAAAGGAAGUUCCACACUCUCGACCAACUAGUGGACCACUACCAGAGGGCACCAAUCUACACAAACAAGCAGGGCGAAAAGCUCUACUUGGUCAGACCCCUACCGAGGGCUAACAACAAUUAAAGGGGAACUGUGGCAUAUAGUAGAACAACACAGUCAUCAGUCGGCCAAAACAUUGCUUUUACCUGGGUUGAGAAGCCAAAUUCAAUCUGGCCUUCUUGAUUUCAACAAUUGAAAAAUCCUUCUGAUUGUCAAAUCGGUCUGUUUUUAUUUGAACACUACAUGCUUCUUUUGUUUAUGCUCUCAAAUAUAGUGUAAGCGUUUAUUUACAAAAGCAGAGAUUAAUUUACUACACUAGGCAUAAGAAUCGUUUUAUAUAUAUAAUAAACAAAAAUCAAUGUGACAAUAUCUACAUUUAGAAAGGACUUUCAUUUUGGUAGUUUUUAUGUAUGUGUUACAUUGCUUUGUUUUGUUUUGCUGUUUAAUAAGUCAAUUUUAAUGAUCAAUUGAAUUUAUUAAUCACUACAAUUGAUGAAUACAAUCUCUUUUGAGAUAUUACAUUCUAGUCGUCUCAUAAAGGAAAGGAAGACCCUUUUCAUCCAUACAGAAGUGUUGAAAAAACUUUCCUUUUUGUUGUUAUUUUUUUACAAGUGAAAAUUUUAUUUAUUAACUGUUCUUUUUUUUCUAACUAUUUUAGUUUGUUUAUUGCAUAAAUCAUAACACACUCGUCUUAUCCAACCAUAGGCAUUCGAUGGGAAGUCCAGUUUGUUUUAUCUCCAAUUUGCAUUUAUGUUUGCUCUAAAAAUAAGUCUGUCUAGCUGUAUGGAAACAGAGUUGUGUCACGGGCUGAAUCAAACCAAAGGAUUCGAAUGUGAUAUGCACUGACCGGGUUCGGCCGAGUCAUUUUUGAUACUUAGGAAAAAUGUAAAAUAAAAGUUUUAAAAAAAAAAUAAAAAA